Elgaria multicarinata webbii is the source of this 934-nucleotide messenger RNA. RefSeq names its product chromosome 3 C3orf62 homolog (gene C3H3orf62). The transcript is spliced from 3 exons. NCBI's taxonomy places the organism in Eukaryota, Metazoa, Chordata, Lepidosauria, Squamata, Anguidae. The coding region runs from base 79 to 870 and encodes 263 amino acids. The record is from RefSeq and is a predicted model, not a curated record.
ACUGGCAGCUUGGUAUUGCCUUUCGCUAGUUUGUAUAUUCCAAAUGUAUCUUUACUUAAGGCAUCAGCCCUCCGAGCAAUGAGGUACUUCUCCCUUUCAGGUGAGAUGUCUGAAAAGCUAAGCAGAUGCCGUAAGAAGCUAACUGCAGCUAUUGACAGAGCAAUGGAAGAUCUCUCCAUUCCUUUCCCCCCUUCCCCAGAUUCCACGACUGACCAGAAUUCUGACUUGCUGAUAAUACAGCCCUCUACGCCCCCCAGUGUAGAUCUCUUUAAUCCCAAGGGAGAGCCCAUUCCUCCCAACGUGUGUUGCCCUCAGCCGUCUUUACCGGUCUCUAACGCUCCUGAAAAAGAGAAUCCCCUUUUCAGGCCAAAUCUCAUUCCAGUGACUGUAGCCUCCAACAUUCCAUGUACAAAACGGGAACCAUUGACAAGCAAGGAAAAUACAUGGCUACAUCCUCCAAUCUUUGUGGCUGACAGGCAGUUUUUUCUCAACCUGGAAGACAGCGAGAGAUGGAAAAAAGGACAUCUAAUAAGCAAAACUGAUGAAAGGUCCAUGAAGUCAGAAACAAGUGCCAGCGAUGUCCCUCCACAGAGUCCGAAAGGUCUUGCUGAUAUCAGCGACAACUCAGCUGUUUGGCCAGCAGAAAGGCUGCAAAGAAAAUCAGAUUCUGUGAAUGAACUAGAGCAAAUCUCUAGGAUCUCAGGUGAAAUGUUUCCUCUAGAUGAGUCCUCAGCCCUGGAUUUGGAUGUGAGGAGCAGUUUUAGAAAGGUCCUGGAGUACAGCCCAGAGGAUGAAGCAAUUAUUGAAACAUUGCUGGACAUGGAAGAGGAAUACAGACUGAACAGCUCCGCCUUACACCAGCUGCACUAGAUAGGCUGGUAUAAGGUGUGAGCUACUUCAGUUUUAAGACUUGAUAAGCCUUCUGAACCAUGGA